AUCUAGGUCAUAAAAAAAGGCAAAAAAAAAUAAAGUCAAUACCUUUAACCAAAUCGUCUCGCGCGGGGUGGUGCUCAACUGCUAUGAUGCUAAAAAAUCCUCACCAAUUGGGAUUGGCUCAACCUUUUCAUAAGUACAGCUCCGGCGGAGUGGAUAAUUCGAUUGGAUUCCCCGGAGUCGCAGUGGGAGGGAGUGUGCGUUGCGAGAUGGACGGCUCCGGCUUGGAUUCCGACGGCCGCCAGUUCAAGAACGCCGAGGAGAUGUGGGAGCAAGAGGUCGGAGACCACCAGAAGAAGACCCAAUGGUACACCGAAGGCGUCGCUUAUUGGCAAAAAAAGGGUGUGGAGGCUUCAGUGGAUGGAGUGCUGGGUGGAUAUGGGCAUGUGAAUGAGCCUGAUAUAAAGGGCAGUGAAGCAUUUCUCAAUACCCUUUUGGCUGAUCGAUUCCCUGAUGGCGGAAGAAACCGGCAUCUUGUUGCGCUUGAUUGUGGUGCUGGCAUUGGAAGGAUUACAAAGAAUCUUCUGAUAAGAUACUUUAAUGAGGUUGAUCUUCUUGAGCCUGUCUCACAUUUCCUGGAGGCUGCCCGUCAAAAUUUGGCUCCUGAAAACCUCAUGGUAUUAGAUUCCCAUAAGGCCUCCAAUUUCUAUUGUGUCCCUCUUCAGGAAUUUACUCCUGAUGUUGCAAGGUAUGAUGUUAUAUGGGUCCAGUGGUGUAUUGGGCAUCUCACAGAUGAUGAUUUUGUUUCAUUCUUUAAGAGAGCCAAGGAUGGCCUGAAACCUGGUGGAUUCUUUGUGCUGAAAGAAAACAUUGCAAGAACUGGAUUUGUGUUGGAUAAAGAAGAUCGGAGUGUUACAAGGUCAGAUUCAUACUUCAAGGAGCUUUUCAAUCGUUGUGGAUUGCAUGUUUACAAAUCAAAGGACCAAAAGGGAUUCCCUGAGGAUUUGUUUGCCGUGAAGAUAUACGCCUUAACACUUGAUAUGCCGAAGAGUGUAAGUAGGACCAGACCUAAACUGCAAGCAAAUAGACCAGGCAUCAUCAAGUGAGGAAUUUCUUGCUGGACUUGAAAUAGUCAUGAAUGGAUCUGUAGUUCAUAGCUUGAACAUACUUGAAAAGCAAGAGGACCAUGCCACAUUUUUGUGGCCCCUAGAUUAUUUCAGGGUGAAUAGAGAUGAUUAGUGAUCUAAAUGCUUGUAGGUAGUACUACUUAGUGGGUUUAAGGCAUGGUAUGUUGUUAUUGUUGCCCUUUCCUGCAGUUCUCUUACUCAAUUCUGCAAUAUUGAGCUUGUUUGCUCCCCCUUAUUCAUGGUGUAUUCUGGAGCCACAUAGCGUAUCUCCCUAUUACAAGUGCUCCUGUUUUCCUGCUCUUGCAGGUUGUAACUGCAACUGUUUUGGCUACAGUUUGCAUACUUAAAUACUGAACUCUGCAAUUGCGUCUUUUUCCA
This is a messenger RNA of Diospyros lotus (date-plum), 1442 nucleotides long. Its product is annotated as alpha N-terminal protein methyltransferase 1. The coding region runs from base 84 to 1043 and encodes 319 amino acids. The transcript is spliced from 8 exons. Gene Ontology annotation, molecular function: methyltransferase activity. Lineage: Eukaryota; Viridiplantae; Streptophyta; Magnoliopsida; Ericales; Ebenaceae. Gene Ontology annotation, cellular component: cytoplasm. The record is from RefSeq and is a predicted model, not a curated record. Gene Ontology annotation, biological process: N-terminal protein amino acid methylation.